GGUCGGUCAACAAAGAAACGCACGGCCGAGUUCGUAGCAUAGAAAUCGCUUCACAAUGGGCGGCAAACAGAGCAAGAUUACCGAGCAGGACAAGGCGAUUCUGGACAUGAAGAUCCAGCGCGACAGGCUACACCAGUACCAGCGCCGCAUCACCGUCCUGACGAACAAGGAGACUGAAAUCGCCAAGCAGCUGCUCGCAAAGGGCGACAAAAAGCGCGCGCUGCUUGCGCUGCGGCGGAAGAAGUACCAAGAGUCGCUGCUGAGCAAGACGGAUGCGCAGCUGGAGCAGCUGGAGAAGCUCACGGCCAGCGUGGAGUUUGCGCAAAUCCAAAAGGACGUCGUAUUUGGCCUGCAGCAGGGAACAAAAGUGCUUUCGGAGAUUCACGCGGAGAUGGGGGGCAUUGAGCACGUGGAGAAGUUGAUGGAGGAGAAUGCGGAGGCGAUUGCAUAUCAAAAUGAAAUUAGCGAAAUGCUCGGCACUCGUAUCACGGCGCAAGACGAAGAAGAAGUCGAAGACGAGCUGGCCGCGCUAGAAGCGGAGAUGUCUGGCGUCAACCAGAAACUUCCUACAGUCCCGAAUGCACAGCUUCCUGUUUCGGAGAGGCCGACGGAGCAAAAGCAGGCGCAGGAGAGCAGACCGGAGAGACAGGCGAUGCUGGCGUCUUGAUUUGAUCUAGAUGAGAUGAGAUUUUGCUAUGUCUGGUAUUGGAGCAUGGUGAUUAUUUAGACAAUUUGGGCGAGGUGGUUAUAUGCUUGAUGAUAGAUGGCAACCAUGACACCAUAGCGAGCACGGGGAAGGCGUUUUGAUGUUUCUUUUCUUUCUUUCUUCUCAUCUCUCUUUGUACACUGGUACAUAUACUCGUUGCUUUACUUAUCAUUUUUCUCUGUUAUAUAUGGAUGGGUCUCUUUAACGGAGGAUUUAUACACUUUAUACCUUUAGCUACCGUACUUGGAUAUGAGCUUCUUCAUGAUUGACAUGGCC
Molecule: messenger RNA, 982 nt
Organism: Trichoderma atroviride IMI 206040
Lineage: Eukaryota; Fungi; Ascomycota; Sordariomycetes; Hypocreales; Hypocreaceae
Biological process (GO): late endosome to vacuole transport via multivesicular body sorting pathway; vesicle budding from membrane
Cellular component (GO): multivesicular body; ESCRT III complex
Source: RefSeq, a predicted model, not a curated record